AUGUUGCGAGCUAAAAAAAUCAAAAAACCUGAUUUCUUCACCCUUCCAUUUUAUGGAUAUCCAAUUAAAAAAAAACAAAAGAAAAAAAACUAUUACCUAAAAUUAAAUCAUAUAAAUGAAAUAAUCAGAUAUAUAUCUAAAGUAAAUAAAAAUCAAAUGGAUGAAUUUAUUUCUCCACAGAUUACUAAACAACACUUAGAAAAUAAAUCUCCAAAAAAUGUGUCAAAAGAACAGAAAAUGAAGCAAAAAAUGAAGCAGAAACAGAAGCAGAAACAGAAAAUGCCUGGGUUUGUUAUUACUCCUGAAACAGAAAAACAAAAUAUCCAAAAUAAUAAAUGCAUGUUAAAAAAAAUUAAUGGAGAAUUGCAAGAAUUAAAUAAUUUAGACACUUGUAAAAUAUUAAAAAAUUAUAUACCUUAUACUAAAACAACCAAAUUUAACAUUUUUAAUAAUUCGAAACAAAGAAAACACUUUUCUUAUAACCAUUAUAAUUUAAAUAAUUUUGAUAUUCUUCCAACUAUUUAUCAAACUCAAAAUUCUAACACAGAUUUGGUCAAAAAAUGUAGAGAAGCCUCACAAAACCCUAUAACUGAUCUCAGUAAACAUUGUAAAUGCUCCAAAAAUCAAAUGAAAAAAAUCAAAGAGGCAUUAAAUAAUGAUCUUUAUUUAAAUUUGCCAAAUCGAAAAAAUGAGCUCUCAAAAUAUUUGGCAUAUCCUCGUGAAAAAAUACAAAGAACAAUUUGUAGUAAUAAAAAUGCCAAAAAAAAAAUCACCAAUUCGAAUAGAUGCUUAAAUAAAUCUCAAAGUAUCCCCUUUCAAGUGGGUAGUACACAUUUCCAAACGCGUCAACCAGAUCCCCACAAAACAACAGACUGGAUGGGAGACCAUGAUAAAGUACAAAAUUCCUCGCACACAAAUAUAUGUAUAAAGCCACAAAAAAAUGCAACUACAACGUUAAUAAAUCACUCAAGAAACAUGUUAAUCAGCAAAAUAAAAAAUACAAGAAAUGAUUUCAUUUCUUUAGAAACAAAAGAAAAAAAAUUAAUAUCUACCCUUCCAAAUCUAAAACAUUAUUUUAUGAGUUACGACAAAUUAAACAAAAUGCAAAAAAUAUCUAACGAUGUUCAUAAAAAUUGCAAUCAAACACUUAUUUAUCCCAAAAAUAAAUUAUCAGAAAAAAAAAAAAAUUGUGAAAAUUUGAAUCACAACUUAGCAAUUCAAAAGCUCCUAUACCAAACGGACCGAAUAAAGUCGAUUAAAAAAAAAAAAUGUAUCGAAAAAAUUAAUAAAUAUAAAGUAAUAUACAAAAGUGAUGAUUUCGUAAGUAUAUAUAAAAACGAGAAAAAUAAAAAUAUAGACAACGAUACAGUUGAUUUGGCUAGUUUAUUAUGUACACCUGGAUAUGUAGGUAAUUAUUUAGAUAAAUCUAAUUCAACAAAUAAUGAUAUCUUUGAUAAUAAAGAAAAAAAUAAAAUGUCUAAAACCAAGUUACUACAAAAUGAAGAACCAAACUUAUCUUUUGUAAAAAAUAAUUUACAAGUUCCAAAAUAUUACAACAUAAACAAUUCCUUAAAUAUUCCUAAAGAAUCUCAAACAAGCCAAAAAUUUAAUAAUCAAUUUCGAACUAAACAAAAUGAUGAUAUUUUACAAAAUAUGACUAAAGCUAUAAAUAGUUCCCCAACUCUUAAUCUCGAUUUACAAUAUAUUACAUUUUUUACUGAAUUAUUAAAAAAUAAAAAAAAACACAUAUUAUAA
Plasmodium yoelii is the source of this 1755-nucleotide messenger RNA. RefSeq names its product conserved Plasmodium protein, unknown function. The record is from RefSeq and is a predicted model, not a curated record. The transcript is spliced from 6 exons. NCBI's taxonomy places the organism in Eukaryota, Apicomplexa, Aconoidasida, Haemosporida, Plasmodiidae. Bases 1 to 1755 code for a protein of 584 amino acids.